Molecule: messenger RNA, 2931 nt
Organism: Sclerotinia sclerotiorum 1980 UF-70
Lineage: Eukaryota; Fungi; Ascomycota; Leotiomycetes; Helotiales; Sclerotiniaceae
Exons: 6
Coding region: 1-2931 (976 amino acids)
Biological process (GO): iron-sulfur cluster assembly
Cellular component (GO): cytosolic [4Fe-4S] assembly targeting complex
Source: RefSeq, a predicted model, not a curated record
AUGGGAUCAAAUGUAGCCGAGUUUAUGGCUGCAGAGGCUGAAAAGGACAAAUUAGCAAUCGUCAAUCAAAAAGUAGAAAGUACGAGAGCUUUAAGCCCUGCGAUUAGCAGCCUCAUCUCGGAUCUUGCAGUAAGUGCCCUCGUUAAUUAUUUAACAAAUCGGGUGUCCCAAGCUGGGGAGGUUCAGAUAUACCGAGCUGGACUAUCGGAAAUUGCAAGGUGUUUGACCACCAUUGCAAAGAUGCCUAAAUUUAUUAAAUCAGAAGAGGACCUCAAACGUGGUCUUUUGAAUUGUUUAACCUCUAAUGAAGGUUUUGCUUCUUUUGUUUUUCCAGCGUUAUUCCAGAAAUUAGACUCUGAAAGCGUCAGGGCAGAUGUCAAGAUUGAUGUAUUCGAUGCCAUGCUUGAAUGCAUACGCAACUAUACUAAUGUUUCGGAAUUCUCAACCACAAUAUGGGAUACUUUGAAAUGGGAGGUUUGGAACGGCGAAAAUGAAGAUUUUAUUAAUCGUUCCAUAGAAAAUAUUGCUGCGGUUGCCAGCCAACUAGGCCGACAGUCUUCUAACAUUAAAGACGAUAACGAUAAGUUGGCCAAAUACAUCAACCACGUUACUCAAGAAUGCAUUACAAUAUUUACCGACGAUACAAAGAAGAGAAUGAUUCUCCCAUGUGCUCGUAUUCUAAGCAAAAUUGCAAGCACCUCCCCACAUGCUUUCACCCUCACUUUUAGGAACACACUGCCAACUAUUUUCACCUUAUGGCAUCGACUGGAUACUAUUAGCGACAAGGCACGAUUAGUCGAGUCUUUAAAUAUCAUCCUUGAAACACGUUCAAACAUUUCAAAUACUAAGGAUGCAAAAGUGGUUUCGGGUACGACCGUCAUGAAUGAAGAUUUCGACGGCUUCCGAGGAAGUCUUGUUGAAGUAUACUUUGAUGAAGAUUUCGACGGCUUCCGAGAAAGUCUUGUUGAACUAUACUUUGGCGCCAUGUCCGGGUCGUCUAGUGAUCUUGAUUUACAGAUUGCCACCACUAAAGGUCUCACACUUUUGGCCACAAUCCGCAACAAUUCCGUGAACCGACCGUUUUUAAAUUCUUUCGAGCAAGGAACAAUCAUUGAAAAGCUCAAUGAGACCGCCUUUGAUAUGAAAAUAGCUGAGGAGCUUCGCACGUUGGCCGUGACCUCUCUUUCCACCUUGUCGGUUCAAUAUCCAGACACUUUUAUCAAUAUCACGCUUCCAAAUUUUGUUGGAAGACUUCCGGAUCAGUUGAAGCCAGAGAAUGGUGACGGAUCUGAUUUCUCCCGCAUAGUCGGGCUUCUGGACUCCCUUGUGGAUAUUGCGUGCAAAUCAGUUUGUCAACGUGAAUUGGAUGCCCCUGACUCCGAUUCCAAGAUUCAUUUCAAAUUUAGAUUAUUCACCGCUUUGCAAUCUGAACUGAUUAUGAGAUUUACGCAACACAUUUCCAAAAACGCAGCCCAGAAAUCAUAUCAAAUGGCCAUUCUAGCCGCAAUUUAUCGAGGAUUGCAAGUGUUUGAUGACGCACUUGCCAAUGAUAAGACCAUGGGAGAACUCUUCUCUAACACCGGUGACACUAUCGAUCCUUAUGCUUUCAUCGCCAUUGCAUUAUUCAAGCGAGUCAUUGGGCUUUUUCAGCAUGAGACUGGCAACUUAAAAGGUAGUUGGUUUGUUGGUAUCUCCGAGGUUGACAAGGGGGAAUAUUUCGAUGAUUCCGUUGUUGCACUUGUUGGAACAAUUGGGACGUAUAUACUUCGAUCCAAUACCACCUCGCACGAGAAUAACUUUUUGCUCAAAGCAAAUGCAGAAAAUCCAACUGAGCCAAGUCGAGUUUGGACUCUGUUCAACUUUGGAGCUCACACAAGAGCGGAUCUCGGUGUUUGUCAGCAAGACCUUCGCAGUGGCCCUUCUAACAAAUGUUCCGCCAACAUUCUUUCCGCAGCAUUAAUAGCUGGAAUUCGUAAAGAAGAUGUGGGUCGGUUAGGUCUGACUGCUCACGAAACCGCCAAGUCAAUGCUUUUGAACGCCAUUUCUGUGGAAAACAAGUGUUCAAGACCAGCUCGACUGGGUAUGUUACAAAUGCUUCAACUCCUCGUCAACAAAUUUGGUGCAGACAAAAAGUCAUUUGAAGAUGGAAAACUACUCCACGAUGUCAUGCUCCAGCUAGUCAAGGAGGCAACCUCAAAGCCUGACCCAGAAGCAUAUCAAAUCUAUCAAGCCUUGGCUUAUUUUGCUGCAGCAACAGUCGCAGCAUAUGAGCCAUGCAGUACGGCACUUAUCAACGCCAUGAUGCAAGGCAUUUCUGACCCAAAGCGCGGCCGGAAGAUCGCUCAAAGCUUCGCAAUCCUUCUGGCUCCAUCCAAUAUCAUGAACGAUAGCAACUUUUGUACCCUUCGGCCCCUUCGAUUUGGUCGCCUUUACAGCACUACUGUUAGCGAACUCAUCACUCUCUGGCGAUCCAAUGACAAUAGCCGUAUUAAAGAAAACUGCCUCAUUGCUCUCGUUGGUAUUCUUCGAUAUAUGCCAGCAAAGAUCUUGCAGGACAAUGCCGCACAAAUUCUUCCCAUUGCUCUAGCUGGUACCGAUGUCCCAGACAAGGCCACGAAAGAUGCCAGCAUGAAUAUUAUGAUCGUCCUAAUGCCUGAGAAUCCUAGUUUGAUCGAAGAACACCUCGAUUCGAUCAUCAAUCGCAUGACGGAUCGUACGCACAACACAUACGAUUCGCCCUCGGAUGCUACUGUGGAAGCAAGAUCUAAGGCUUUGGAUGUACUUGGUAUGCUUCCAACUUUGGUAGAGAAUGGACUCCUCUUGAAAAGGAAAAAUGCUGUGCUAAAAGAACUCGGUAUUGCACUCGAUGAUUGUUCUAGAGAGGUUAGGAUGAGGGCUGAUAGAUGUAAAAUGAUUUGGUUCAAUUUGUAA